Molecule: messenger RNA, 1608 nt
Organism: Dermatophagoides pteronyssinus (European house dust mite)
Lineage: Eukaryota; Metazoa; Arthropoda; Arachnida; Sarcoptiformes; Pyroglyphidae
Gene: DCTN4-p62
Product: dynactin subunit 4
Cellular component (GO): dynactin complex
Source: RefSeq, a predicted model, not a curated record
AUGGGAUUCAAUAGAACGUCUCAUAAUAAUCGUCGAGGUUUUUGUUUUUUUGCCACAAUCUUUGUCAAAUCCAGAAAACAACAACAAAGAAGAUAAAUUAUUCAUUCGAUAAAAUGUUAUUUAUUUGUCCAUUUUUAGAUAGCCAACGUAUUCUUUAUCAAUGUUCAUGUAAACAAUGGAAAACAAUUCAUUAUUUAUAUUUUUGUAGACAUUGUGAUGAAACACGUUGUGCUGAUUGUGUUUCACAUGAAGUUGAUUCACAAUUUUGUCCACAAUGUUUAGAAUAUAUUCCAAUGUUGGAUGCUAAACUUAAAAAAAAUAAAUGUGCUCAUUGUUAUCAAUGUCCAUGUUGUCAGAAUACAUUGUCUACUCGAAUUCAAUUGUUACCUGUUCAUAAUCCAGAUUCGAGUAAUCCAGAUUCACAGCCUAAUGUAAAAAAACUUUGCUAUUAUUUUUGUUAUUUUUGUCGUUGGUCAUCACGUGAAAUCGGUAUCCCAGAUCAAACUGGUCCCGGUGGUUUUAUCGAACCAGUUGUUCCCGAAUCUCAACGACUUGAAUCUUUAUUCGAAUAUUAUCGUGUUUUAUCAUUGAAAGAAAAAAAUGAAAAAGAAAAAAAACGAAUGGUACCGAGAACGGCAUUAUCUUUACUGGACAAAUAUGGUAUCACUUCAACAUUAUCACCCAAAGUAACGGCAACAUUACGUGCACGAAUGGCACGAAAUAGUUCCGGUUUGUCUACAUCUGAUCUAACAAAAUCAUUUCCACAACUUGAAGAUUUUAAACCAUCAGUUGGCCUUUCCGAAGAUGGACUACCAAAAUUGAACGUUGAUGAAUAUUAUGGACCAAUGGACGAUACUGCCACUGAUGAUGAUGAUUCAUCGGCGAUCGAUGUAGGUCAUUUGAAUACUUUGCAACAAACACUUAAUCAAAUUGAACGACAACCAAAAAAAUGUUCAGAUCUUUUUCCUACUAGUCAACAAUUAGUAGUGAAAAGAUCAUUACGUUGUAAAAAAUGUGAUCAUAAUCUUUCGAAACCUGAAUAUAAUCCAUCCUGUAUUAAAUUUAAAAUUCAACUUUCAGCAUAUUAUAUUGUUCCUGAAUUACGUAUAUUAAAAUUACCAUCGAUAAUGAAAUUGAAUGAAACUGCUCGAAUCGAAUUAACAUUGACCAAUCCAACACAAUAUCUUAUCAAUGUUACAUUACUUCCUGUCGAUAUAACCAAUAAUCCGAUUGCCGAUGUAAUAUUACCUAACACUGUACUACAAUUAACACCAAAAGACGAUACAGGUGAUCUGGUUGAUGUGGAAUCAUCUAAUUCUAAAUUCAAUGAUGAUCCAAAUGUUAUUUCAUUUCGUCAAGGUAAUAAGAUUGGCAUCUAUUUAUUUGUAACACCUAAACAAGGCAAUGGUGUUCAAUGUCAAAUACAAUUUCGUAUGAAACAUGAUUAUGUUCAUUCAAUUCUUCCAUCAACAUUGAAACCGGCAUCCAACACUGCAUUGAACACUGAAGAAACAUUCAAAACAACAAAAGAAACCAAAUGGAUUAGCCAUAUGAUCAAAGUUAAUUUAGCAAAUAUUUCUGAUUGAUAAUAAUGAAUUUAUUGAAUAU